GCGUGGGCGGGGGCGGCGGGAGCGGGUGCGCGGUGUUGAGGACUCGGCAGGCGGCAAGCGGGGCGGUUGCUGGCGGGCGGGCGCCGAGAGCCAGCCAGCGAGUAGAGCCGGCGGGGCCAUGGGGCGGCGGGCGGCGGGCGCGCUGCUGCUGGCGCUGCUGCUGCUGCACGGGCGGCUGCUCGCGGUAGCAUACCAUGACUGGUCUCUGUUCAACAAUGAAGAGAAGAGGUCCUGGGAGGGGCGGACUGGCAAGACCUUUCCUGACUAUUCUGAUGAUGAGGACCUGCUGGGUGAUGAUGCUGAAGCCUCUGGAGAUGACCUGGGCAGUGGUGAUGUGGGCAGUGGCAACUUCCACAUGGUUUACUUCAGGGCUCUGGUGAAUUUCACCCACUCCAUUGACUACAGCCCUGAAUUGGAAGAUGCAAGUUCCCAAGAGUUCCGGGAGGUAUCUGAGGCUAUUGUGGAGAAGCUGGAGUCAGAAUACUUGAAGAUUCCUGGAGACCAGGUUGUCAGUGUGGUGUUCAUCAAGGAGUUGGACGGCUGGGUCUUCGUGGAACUGGAUGUGGGCUCAGAAGGGAACUCAGAUGGGGCUCAGAUUCAGGAUGUGCUAUACAAGGUUGUAUCCAGUGGGUCCAUUGCUUCCUACAUUACCUCUCCCCAGGGAUUCCAGUUCCGACGCCUGGGUACAGUGCUCCAGUACCCAAGAGUUUGCACUGAGAAUGAGUUUGCCUGCCACAGCCAUAAUGAAUGUGUGCCCCUGGAGUACCGCUGUGACCGUAGACCUGACUGCAGAGACAUGUCUGAUGAGCUCAACUGUGAAGAGCCCGUCCAGGAACUCAGUCCCACAGCACCGCCUCUGAUGGAGGUGCCGCUAUUCUUCACACCCCGGCCAGAGGCAACCACCACUGAACAUCUACCAAGCACCUUGCCUCCCUGGCAUCUGCCUCCUAGUGCUGCUGGGCCCCUGAACUGUGGACCCCAAGAGGCUGCAUGCCACAGCGGGCAUUGCAUCCCCAAAGACUACAUCUGUGAUGGUCAGGAGGACUGCAAGGAUGGCAGUGAUGAGCUGGACUGUGGCCCAGCCCCGCCCUGUGAACCUAACGAGUUCCCCUGUGGAAAUGGGCACUGUGCCCUCAAGCUGUGGCACUGUGAUGGUGACUAUGACUGUGAAGACCACACCGAUGAGGCCAACUGUCCCACCAAGCAGCCAGAGUAUGUGUGUGGACCCACAGAGUUCCGCUGUGUCUCUACAAGCACGUGCAUCCCGGCCAGCUUCCACUGUGAUGAAGAGAGUGACUGUCCUGACCGCAGUGAUGAGAUUGGCUGCAUGCCCCCCCAGGUGGUGAUCCCUCCCCAGGAGUUGAUCCAGGUUUCCCGUGGCCAGACUGUGACCUUCACCUGUGUGGCCACUGGUGUCCCCACCCCCAUCAUCAACUGGAGGCUCAACUGGGGUCACAUCCCCUCUCAUCCCAGGGUGACAAUGACCAGUGAGGGAGGCCGUGGUACACUGACCAUACGUGAUGUGAAGGAGGCGGACCAGGGGGCAUACACUUGCGAGGCUAUGAAUGCCCGCGGCAUGGUGUUUGGGAUACCUGAUGGCGUCCUGGAGCUCAUUCCUCAGCAAGGUACACCCACCAUGGACAGCGGUAAAGCAGGACCUGCAGUCAGUGCUCAGCUGCACCCAGCCUCAGUCCGCCCUCUAGGACCAUGCCCCGAUGGGCACUUCUUCCUGGAGGACAGUGCCUCCUGCCUACCCUGCUUCUGCUUUGGUGUCACCAAUAUGUGCCAGAGCAGCCGCCGCUUCCGAGACCAGAUCCGACUGCGUUUUGACCAGCCCGAUGAUUUCAAGGGUGUGAAUGUGACGAUGCCCGCACAACCUGGCAUGCUGCCUCUCUCCUCCACCCAGCUACAGAUCGACACUGCAAGGCAGGAGUUCCAGCUGGUUGACCUGUCCCGCCGUUUCCUGGUCCAUGACUCUUUCUGGACUCUGCCUGAACAGUUCCUAGGCAACAAGGUCGACUCCUAUGGUGGCUCCCUGAACUACAAGGUGUACUAUGAUCUGGCACGUGGCAUGUUGGAGCCAGUGCAGAGGCCUGAUGUGGUCCUUGUAGGCGCUGGCUAUCGUCUCCAUUCCCGGGGCCACUCGCCUACCCAGCCUGGUACUCUUAACCAGCGCCAGGUUCACUUCUCUGAGGAGCACUGGGUCCAUGAGUCUGGCCAGCCGGUGCAGCGGGCAGAGAUGCUGCAGGUUCUACACAACCUGGAGGCUGUGCUCAUCCAGACAGUGUACAAUGCCAAGAUGGCCAGUGUGGGGCUAAGUGACAUCGCCAUGGACACUACUGUCACCUAUGCCACCAGCCAUGGCCAUGCCCACAGCGUGGAGGAGUGCAGGUGUCCCAGUGGCUAUUCUGGCUUGUCCUGUGAGAGCUGUGCUGCCCACUUCACACGGGUGCCUGAGGGCCCCUACUUGGGUACCUGUUCUGACUGUAAUUGUAAUGGCCACGCCAGCUCCUGUGACCCUGUGUAUGGCCACUGUUUGAACUGCCAGCAUAACACAGAGGGUCCGAAGUGCAACAAGUGCAAAGCUGGCUACUUUGGGGAUGCCACCAAGGCCACAGCCAUAGCCUGCCGGCCCUGCCCCUGCCCUUACAUCGAUGCCUCCCGCAGAUUCUCAGAUACCUGCUUCCUGGACACAGAUGGCCAAGCCACAUGUGACGCCUGUGCCGUAGGUUACACGGGCCGUCGCUGUGAGAGCUGUGCCCCCGGAUAUGAGGGCAACCCCAUCCAGCCGGGUGGGAAGUGUAGACCUGCAAACCAGGAGCUUGUGCGUUGUGAUGAACGAGGCAGCACGGGCAACUCUGGGGAGGCCUGCCACUGUAAGAGCAACGUUGUGGGCCGCCUGUGCAAUGAGUGCGUCCCUGGCUCUUUCCACUUGAGUACCCACAACCCAGAUGGCUGCCUCAAGUGCUUCUGCAUGGGUGUCAGUCGCCAGUGCACCAGCACCUCCUGGACCCGUGCCCAGGUACUUGGAGCCUCUGAGGAGCCCUCAAAGUUCAGCCUGACCAAUGCUGCCGGCACCCACACCACCAGUGAGGGCAUCUCUUCACCUAGGCCUGGGGAGCUGGUCUUCUCCUCCUUCCACAACCUCCUCUCUGGACCCUACUUUUGGAGCCUUCCUACAAUCUUCCGAGGGGACAAGGUCACCUCUUAUGGAGGAGAACUGCGCUUCAGGGUGACCCAGCAGCCCCAGGCUGAUUCCCCGCCCCUGCCAGCUCAGCCGCUGGUGGUUCUGCAGGGCAAUGGCAUCGUCUUGGAGCAUCACACCUCCCAGGAGCUCCCCCCGGGCCAGCCCAGAGCCUUUGCUGUUCCUUUCCGGGAGCAUGCAUGGCAGCGGCCUGAUGGGCAGCCAGCCACACGGGAGCAUCUGCUGAUGGCGUUGGCGGGUGUUGAUACCCUGCUGAUCCAGGCGUCCUACACCCAGCGGCCAGAUGAGAGCAGGGUCUCUGACAUCAGCAUGGAUGUGGCUGUGCCUGAAGACAGUGGCCAGGACCCUGCACUGGAAGUGGAGCAGUGUACCUGUCCGCCUGGGUACCGUGGCCCUUCCUGCCAGGACUGUGACACAGGCUAUACACGCACCCCCAGUGGCCUCUACCUGGGAACCUGUGAGCUAUGCAGCUGCCAUGGCCACACGGAGGUCUGUGAGCCCGAAACAGGAGCCUGCAUGGGCUGCCAGCAUCACACAGUGGGUCUUCGGUGUGAACAGUGCCAGCCAGGGUACUAUGGGGAUGCUCAGCGGGGAACGCCACAGGACUGCCAGCCAUGCCCAUGCUAUGGACCUCCUGCCUCUGACCAGACCACCCACACUUGCUUUCUGGACACAGACAGUCACCCUACCUGUGAUGCAUGUUCCCCUGGCCACAGUGGGAGACACUGUGAAAGGUGUGCCCCAGGUUACUAUGGCAAUCCCAGACAUGGCCAGCCAUGCAGAAGAGAUGACCAAACACAAGGGCCCAUCGGCUGUGUCUGUGACCCCCAGGGCAGCAUUAGCAGCCAGUGUGACACUACUGGCCAAUGCCAGUGCAAGGCCCAGGUGGAAGGUCUCACCUGCAGCCACUGCCGACCACACCACUUCUACCUGAGUGCUCGAAACCCAGAUGGCUGCCUGCCCUGCUUCUGCAUGGGCAUCACCCAACAGUGCUCCAGCUCCUCCUAUACCCGCCAGCUGAUCUCCACUCGCUUUGCCCCUGGGGACUUUCAAGGCUUUGCCCUGGUGAACCCACAGCACAACAGUCGCCUGACGGGAGACUUCACCGUGGAACCCAUGUCUGAGGGGGCCCAGCUUUCAUUUGGCAACUUUGCCCAUCUCGGCCAUGAGUCCUUCUACUGGCAGCUACCGGAGAAAUACCAGGGAGAUAAGGUGGAUGAUAUCCAGAGACAAAUGGAUGCUGAGGUCUGGCAGCUUCUUUCCAGUUUUGCUGCCCACCCAAAUUCCCCUCCCAAGGCACUCUCGCCCCAGCUCCAGCCUGCAGCUGCUCUGAGAGCUGUUCCACCUUUUUCCUCCUCCCCUUCUGCCUCCUCCUCCUCCUUUUCAGCUUCCCAGUCUGCCUCUGCAGGCUCUCAGUUUUCUCUGUACUACAAAGGCUUCUCUCUGCUUCCGGAAAGUCUCUACUAUUGGCAGCUGCCCCGCAUCUUCCUGGGGAACAAGGUGGCAGCUUAUGGUGGGAAACUCCGGUACACCCUCUCCUACACUGCAGGGGUUCAGAGUAGUCCACUCUCGGAUCCAGAUGUCCAGAUCAUGGGUAACAACAUCAUGCUGGUGACCACCCAGCCAACACCACCGGGGCCCGAGAGGAAGAGCUAUGAGAUCAUCUUCCGGGAGGAAUUCUGGCGCCGCAUGGAUGGGCAGCCAGCCACACGUGAGCAUCUACUAAUGGCACUGGCUGACCUGGAUGAACUCUUGGUCCGGGCCACAUUCUCCUCAGUGCCACAAGCAGCCAGUAUCAGCUCUGUCAGCAUGGAGGUUGCCCAGCCUGGGUUCUCAGAUGGACCCCGUGCCCUCGAGGUGGAGGAAUGCCGCUGCCCCCUGGGCUAUAUCGGCUUGUCCUGCCAGGACUGUGGCCCCGGAUACACACGUACUGGGAGUGGACUCUACCUUGGACACUGUGAGCUGUGUGAGUGCAAUGGCCACUCAGACCUGUGCCACCCAGAGACUGGUACCUGUUCGCAAUGUCAGCACAAUGCCACUGGGGAGUUCUGUGAGCUGUGUUCUCCUGGCUACUACGGAGAUGCCACAGCCGGGACGCCGGAGGACUGCCAGCCUUGCGCCUGUCCACUGACCAACCCUGAGAACAUGUUCUCCCGCACCUGUGAGAGCCUCGGGGCUGGUGGAUACCGCUGUACAGCCUGUGAACCUGGCUACACUGGCCAGUACUGUGAGCAGUGUGCCCCAGGUUACAUGGGCAACCCCAAUGUCCUGGGAGGCCGGUGUGUGCCACAGGCUGACCAUGCUCUGCUCGUGGUUCAGGCCCAGCCUGCUCAAAGUAUAGUCCCUCAGGGUAAUGCCCACUCCCUGCGGUGCCAUGCCAGUGGGAGUCCACCCUACUACUUCUACUGGUCUCGUGAGGAUGGGCGUCCUGUGCCCAGCAGUGCCCAGCAACGCCGUCAAGGCUCUGAACUCUACUUCCCCAGUGUCCAGCCCUCGGAUGCUGGUGUUUACAUCUGUACCUGUCGCAAUCUCCAUCAUGCCAACACCAGCCGGGCAGAGCUACUCGUCACUGAGGCUCCAAGUAAACCCAUCACAGUGAUGGUGGAGGAGCAGCGGAGCCAGAGUGUGCACCCUGGAGCUGAUGUCACCUUCAUUUGCACUGCCAAGAGCAAGUCUCCGGCCUACACCCUGGUAUGGACCCGCACACAUAAUGGGAAACUGCCAACCCGAGCCAUGGACUUCAACGGCAUCCUAACCAUCCGCAAUGUGCAGCCCAGUGAUGCUGGCACCUAUGUGUGUACCGGCUCCAACAUGUUUGCCAUGGACCAGGGCACAGCCACACUGCAUGUACAAGCUUCAGGGCAUCCAUCCAUCCCUGGGCCUCCGUCUGCCCCUGGCACCCCAUCCACCACCAUGGUGUCCAUCCACCCACCACAGCUAACUGUGCAGCCAGGCCAGUUGGCAGAGUUCCGCUGCAGUGCCACAGGAAGUCCCACACCUACCCUGGAGUGGACAGGAGGUCCUGGUGGCCAUCUCCCACAAAAAGCACAAGUCUAUGGUGGCAUCCUGCGCCUGCCGGCUGUGGAGCUCUCAGAUCAGGGCCAGUACCUGUGUCGGGCCCACAGCAGCAAUGGGCAGCAUGUGGCUAGGGCUGUGCUUCAUGUGCAAGGUGGCAAUGGGCCCAGGGUCCAGGUGAGCCCUGAGAGGACCCAGGUGCACGAAGGACGUACUGUCCGGCUGUACUGCAGGGCUGCAGGGGUACCCAGUGCCACCAUCACCUGGAAGAAGGAAGGGGGCAGCCUCCCCCCACAAGCCCGAUCUGAGCGCACCGACAUCGCCACCCUGCUCAUUCCAGCCAUCACAAGAGCAGAUGCUGGCUUCUACCUCUGUGUAGCCACCAGCCCCUUGGGCACUGCCCAGGCUCGCAUCCAAGUGGUCGUCCUGCCAGCCUCAGGCGCCAGCUCCCACCCAGUUAGGAUUGAAUCCUCAUCAUCUUCUGUGGCUGAAGGGCAGAUGCUGGAUCUCAACUGUGUGGUGUUGGGCUCGGCCCAGGCCCAGAUCACAUGGUACAAGCGAGGAGGCAGCCUGCCUCCCCACACCCAGGUCCAGGGCUCCCGCUUGAGGCUCCCUCAGGUUUCACCAGCUGAUUCUGGGGAAUAUGUGUGCCGAGUGGAGAAUGGGUCAGGCCCCAAGGAGGCCUCUAUCAUCGUUUCUGUGCUCCAUAGCUCCCAUCAAGGCUCCAUUGACAUCCCAGUGCUAGGUGGGCCCCCAGCACCUGGCAGAACACUGGGCAGCUCUCAGCAUAUCCACAUUGAGUCCUCCUCCUCCCAUGUGGCCGAAGGGCAGACCCUGGACCUGAACUGUGUGGUGCCUGGGCAGGCCCAUGCCCAGGUCUCCUGGCAUAGACGUGGGGGCAGCCUCCCCACUCGGCACCAGACCCAUGGCUCACUGCUGCGGCUGAACCAGGUAUCCCCAGUGGACUCAGGCGAGUAUGUGUGCCGAGUGGCCCUUGGUUCUGGACCCUUGGAGACUUCUGUACUGGUCACCAUUGAGGCCUCUGGCUCCAGUGCUCUUGCCAUCCCAGCCCCUGUCCCACCUGUCAGAAUUGAGUCCUCAUCUCCCACAGUAGCAGAGGGACAGACUCUGAACCUGAACUGUGUGGUAGCAGGUCAAGCACAUUCCCAGGUUACAUGGUACAAGCGUGGUGGCAGCCUCCCCGCAAGGCACCAGGUCCGAGGCUCCCGCCUAUACAUCUUCCAAGCCUCACCAGCUGACGCGGGCGAGUAUGUUUGCCGGGCCAGCAAUGGCAUGGAGGCCUCCUUCACAGUCAAAGUGACCGGGACUCAGGGGGCCAACUUUGUCUAUUCUCCUGCUGGUGCCCAGGCCAUCCGCAUUGAGUCCUCUUCAUCCCAUGUGGCUGAAGGGCAGACCCUGGACCUGAACUGUAUGGUGCCUGGGCAAGCCCAUGCCCAGGUCACCUGGCACAGGCGUGGUGGCAGCCUCCCUACUCGGCACCAGACACAUGGUUCACUGCUGAGACUACACCAGGUAUCCCCUGCUGACUCUGGCGAGUACAUGUGCCAAGUGUUGGGUGGUUCAGUGCCCCUGGAGGCUUCUGUCCUUGUUACCAUUGAACCUGCAAGCUCUGGGACUGCACUGGGGGUCACCCCUCCAGUAAGGAUAGAGCCCUCCUCCUCACACAUAACUGAAGGGCAGACCCUCGACCUGAAUUGCCUCACUGCUGGGCAAGCCCAUGUCCAGAUCACCUGGCACAAGCGUGGAGGCAGCCUCCCCACUCGACACCAGGUGCAUGGCUCCAGGCUACGGCUGCCCCAGGUGACUCCAGCUGACUCUGGGGAGUAUGUGUGUCGUGUGACUAGCAGCACAAGCACCGAGGAGGCCUCAGUGCUUGUCACCAUCCAGCAGCGCCUUGUCCCCCCCCAUACCCAGAGUGUGGUGUACCCCAUCCGCAUUGAGUCCUCCUCGGCCUCCCUGGCCAAUGGACAUACCCUGGAUUUGAACUGUCUGGUGACCAGUCAUGCCCCCCACACCAUCACCUGGUAUAAGCGUGGAGGUAGCCUGCCCAGCCGGCAUCAGAUCGUGGGCUCCCGGCUCCGGAUCCCCCAGGUGACGCCCUCUGACUCUGGCGAAUACGUGUGCCACGUCAGUAAUGGUGCUGGCUCCCAAGAGAGUUCACUUAUUGUCACCAUCCAGGGCAGUGGUUCCUCCCAUGUGCGAGCCACCCCUCCGUCCCCAGUACCCAGCGUCUCCCCACCAAUCAGGAUCGAGUCCUCCUCAUCCACAGUGGUUGAAGGACAGACCUUAGAUCUGAACUGUGUGGUCACUGGGCAGCCCCACGCCACCAUCACAUGGUACAAGCUUGGGGGCAGUCUUCCCUCCCACCACCAGACCCAAGACUCCCGCCUGCGGCUGCACCGAAUGUCCGUAGCUGACUCCGGCGAGUAUGUGUGCCGAGCUAACAACGACGUUGGUGUCAUGGAGACUUCCAUCUUGGUUUCAGUCUCCCCCAGUGCCAGCAGUCCCUCUGUCCCUGGUGGUGCUGGAAACAUCAGAAUUGAGUCUUCAUCUUCUCAAGUGAAUGAAGGGCAGACCCUGGACCUGCACUGCAUGGUGCCUGGACAGACCCAUGCCCAGGUCACCUGGCACAAGCGCGGGGGCAGCCUCCCUGCCCGGCACCAGGCCCAUGGCUCAAGGCUGCGUCUGUACCAGCUGUCCCUCGCUGACACAGGCGAGUAUGUGUGUCGUGUGGUGAGCAGCUCUGGCACUCUGGAGGCCUCCAUCCUGGUCACCGUUGAAGCCUCUGGCUCUAGUGCCACUCCUGCCUCACCCAUCCGCAUUGAGUCCUCCUCCUCUCAUGUGGCCGAAGGACAGACCCUGGACCUGAACUGCUUUGUACCUGGGCAGCCCCAUGCCCAGGUUACCUGGCACAGACGUGGAGGCAGUCUCCCUGCCCGACACCAGGUCCAUGGGCCACUGCUGAGGUUAAACCAAGUGUCCCCGGCUGACUCUGGUGAGUACUCAUGCCAAAUGAAGAGCAACUCAGGCACCCUGGAAGCAUCUGUCCUGGUCACAAUUGAGGCCUCCAAUCCAAGCCCCAUGCCGGCCCCAGGACUGGCCCAGCCUAUCUAUAUCGAAGGCUCCUCCUCCCACGUGGCUGAAGGGCAGACCCUGGACCUAAACUGUGUAGUUCCCGGGCAGGACCAUGCCCAGGUCACCUGGCAAAAGCGCGGGGGUAGCCUUCCUGCCCGGCAUCAGAUUCACAGCUCCCGCCUGCGAAUCCCCCACGUCUCCCCUGCUGACUCUGGCGAGUAUGUGUGCCGAGUGGCUGGCAGUGAGAGCCCUGAGCAGGAGGCCUCCUUCACAGUCACCAUCCCACCCAGUGCGGGCUCCUCCUACCGCCUUAGGAGCCCUGUCAUCUCAAUUGACCCGCCCAGCAGCACCGUGCAGCAGGGCCAAAAUGCAAGCUUCAAGUGCCUCAUCCACGAUGGGGCAGCUCCCAUCAGCCUGGAGUGGAAGACUCGCAACCAACAGCUGGAGGACAACAUCCACAUCAGCCCCAAUGGCUCUGUCAUCAUCAUCGUGGGUGCUCGGCCCAGCAACCAUGGUGCCUACCGCUGUGUAGCCUCUAAUGCUUAUGGUGUGGCCCAGAGUAUCGUGAGCCUCAGUGUGCAUGGACCCCCUGUGGUGUCUGUGCUCCCCGAAGGCCCCAUAAGGGUGAAGGUAGGAAAGGACAUCACCCUGGAGUGUGUGAGUGCUGGGGAGCCCCGAUCCUCUACUCGUUGGACCCGAAUUGGCACCUCUAACAGUCUGGAACAGAGGACAUAUGGAGUGGUGGACAGCCACACAGUGCUGCAGAUCUCAUCAGCUAAGCCAUCAGAUGCAGGCACCUACAUAUGCCUUGCUCAGAAUGCACUGGGCACAACACAGAAACAAGUGGAGGUGAUUGUGGACACAGGCAUUGUGGCUCCAGGAAUGCCCCAGGUUCAGGUUGAAGAAGUAGAGCUGACUGUGGAGGCUGGACACACAGCCACCCUGCGCUGCUCAGCCACAGGCAGCCCCAUGCCCACCAUCCACUGGUCCAAGCUACGCUCCCCACUGCCCUGGCAGCAUCGGCUGGAAGGCAAUACACUCAUCAUCCCUCAGGUGGCCCAGCAGGACUCGGGCCAGUACAUCUGCAAUGCCACUAACCCUGUUGGGCAUGUCGAAGCCACUGUUGUCCUGCACGUGGAAAGCCCACCAUAUGCCACCACCAUCCCAGAACACACUUCAGUGCAUGCAGGGGAGAUGGUACAACUCCAGUGCCUGGCACAUGGCACACCCCCGCUCACUUUCCAGUGGAGUCGUGUAGGGGGCAACCUGCCCACAAGGGCUGCCAUCAGGAAUAAUCUGCUGCAUCUUGAGCACACAGUUCCUGAGGACUCUGGCCACUACCGCUGCCAGGUCACCAACAAAGUGGGCACAGCAGAGGCCUUUGCCGAGGUGCUCAUUCAAGGCCCUGCCAGCUCUCUCCCUGUCAGCCCAGCAAGGCCUGCACCCACUAUCCAGGUCACACCUCAGCUGGAAACCAAGAGCAUUGGAGCCAGUGUGGAGUUCCACUGUGCUGUGCCCAGCAACGAGGGCACCCAACUUCGAUGGCUUAAGGAAGGGGGCCAGCUACCUGCUGAUCACAGUGUGCAGGAUGGGGUGCUUCGAAUCCAGAACUUGGAUCAGAGCUGCCAAGGAACUUAUGUUUGCCAGGCCUAUGGACCCUGGGGACAGGCCCAGGCCAGUGCCCAAUUGAUUGUUCAAGCCCUGCCCUCCGUGCUUAUCAACAUCCGCACCUCUGUGCACACUGUGGUGGUGGGCCACACUGUGGAGUUCGAGUGCCUGGCACUGGGUGAACCCAAGCCUCAGGUAACAUGGAGCAAAGUUGGAGGGCGCCUGCGGCCUGGCAUUGUGCAGAAUGGAGGCAUCAUCAGGAUCACCCAAGUGGAGCUGGCCGACUCUGGACAGUACCGCUGCACUGCCACCAACUCAGCCGGCUCCACCCAGUCCCAAAUGCUGCUGCUCGUGCAAGCCUUGCCUCUGAUCUCAACACCUCCAGAGGUUCGUGUGCCUGCUGGCUCUGCGGCUGUCUUCCCCUGCAUGGCCUCUGGCUAUCCCACACCUGACAUCACCUGGAGCAAGCUGGACGGUGACCUGCCACCCAACAGCCGGCUGGAGAACAACAUGCUGAUGCUGCCCUCAGUCCAGCCACAGGAUGCAGGCACCUAUGUCUGCACGGCCACCAACCACCAGGGCAAGGUCAAAGCCUUUGCCCACCUGCAGGUGCCAGAGCGGGUGGUGCCCUACUUCACACAGACCCCUCACUCAUUCUUGCCACUGCCUACCAUCAAGGAUGCCUACAGGAAGUUUGAGAUCAAGAUCACCUUCCGGCCUGACUCUGCUGAUGGGAUGCUGCUAUACAAUGGGCAGAAGUGGAUCCCAGGGAGCCCCACCAACCUGGCCAACAGGCAGCCUGACUUCAUCUCCUUUGGCCUUGUGGGUGGAAGACCUGAGUUCCGGUUUGAUGCAGGCUCAGGCAUGGCUACCAUCCGCCACCCCACACCAUUGGCACUGGGCCAUUUCCACACUGUGACCCUGUUCCGCAGCCUCACACAAGGUUCCAUGAUUGUGGGUGGCUUUGAUCCAAUCAAUGGGACCUCUCAGGGCAAGUUCCAGGGCUUGGACCUGAAUGAGGAGCUCUACCUGGGGGGCUACCCAGACUACAGUGCCAUCCCCAAGGUGGGGCUGAAUAGCGGCUUUGUAGGCUGUGUCCAGGAGUUGCUCAUCCAGGGUGAAGAGAUCAUCUUCCAUGACUUGAACCUCACAGCACAUGGCAUCUCCCACUGCCCCACCUGUCAGGACCGGCCCUGCCAGAAUGGAGGCCAGUGCCAGGACUCGGAAAGCAGUAGCUACGUGUGCAUCUGCCGGACAGGCUUUACAGGGAGCCGCUGUGAGCACUCCCAGGCCCUGCACUGCCACCCAGAGGCCUGCGGCCCUGAUGCCACCUGUGUGAACAGACCUGAUGGCCAAGGCUACACCUGCCGCUGCCACCUGGGCCGCUUUGGGACAAGGUGUGAAGAAGGUGUGACAGUGACCACCCCCUCCAUGUUGGGUACUGGCUCUUACCUGACCCUGCCCGCCCUCACCAAUAUUCACCAUGAGCUACGCCUGGAUGUUGAGUUCAAGCCACUGGGCCCCAACGGCAUCUUGGUGUUCAGCGGGGGGAAAAGUGGGCCUGUGGAGGACUUUGUGUCCCUGGCGAUGGUUGAUGGCCACCUGGAGUUCCGAUACGAGCUGGGAUCAGGGCUGGCCAUCCUCCGGAGCCCCGAGCCGUUAGCCCUGGGUCGCUGGCACCACGUGUCUGCGGAGCGACUCAACAAGGAUGGCAGCCUGCAUGUGGAUGGCGGCCACCCUGUGCUACGCUCCUCACCUGGCAAGAGCCUGGGCCUCAAUCUGCAUACCCCCCUCUAUCUCGGUGGUGUGGAGCCCUCCGUGCAGCUGCCUCAGGCUAUAAACACCAGCACUCACUUCUGGGGUUGUAUGGGCAAGGUAUCUGUAAAUGGAAAGCGGCUGGACCUGACUUACAGCUUCCUGGGCAGCCGGGGCAUUGGGCAGUGCUUCGACAGUUCCCCGUGUGAGCGCCAGCCUUGCCUCAACAGUGCCACGUGCAUGCCAGCUGGUGAAUAUGAAUUCCAGUGCCUGUGUCAAGAUGGCUUCAAAGGAGUCUUUUGUGAACACAAGGAGAACCCCUGCCAGCUCCGUGAACCCUGUCUGCAUGGGGGCACCUGCCAGGGCAACCACUGCCUCUGCCCCCCAGGCUUCUCUGGAUCACGUUGCCAACAAGGCUCUGGACAUAGAACAGGGGACUCUGACUGGCAUCUAGAAGGCAGUGGGGGCAAUGAUGCCCCUGGGCAGUAUGGAGCCUAUUUCCAUGACAACGGCUUCAUAGUCCUUCCUGGCAGUGUCUUCUCUCGGGGCCUACCUGAGGUGCCUGAGACCAUUGAGCUAGAGGUUCGGAGCAACACAGCCAGUGGCCUGCUGCUCUGGCAGGGUGUGGAGGUGGGAGAGAUUGGUCAAGGCCAGGACUUCAUCUCUCUUGGGCUUCAAGAUGGACACCUUGUCUUCAGCUACCAGCUGGGCAGUGGGGAGGCUCACCUUGUCUCUGAAGACCCCAUCAAUGAUGGAGAGUGGCAUCACGUGACAGCACUACGAAAGGGCCGCAGAGGCUCCAUCCAGGUGGAUGGUGAGGAGCUGGUUACUGGCCAGUCCCUGGGACCUAACGUGGCAGUCAACACCAAGGGCAACAUCUACAUUGGUGGAGCCCCUGAUAUAGCCAAGCUGACUGGAGGCCGGUUUUCCUCAGGCAUCACAGGCUGUAUCAAGAACCUGGUGCUACACUGUUCCCAUCCUGGCGCUGCACCCCCACAGCCAUUGGAUCUGCAGCACAGUGCCCAGUCAGGAGCUAACACACGCUCCUGCCCCUCCUAGGCACCUGCCUGCCCCUACAGACUCCCGGGCAGGCCCCCGCCCACAAUGUCGAGUAUAUUAUUAUCAAUAUUAUUAUGAUGAAUAUUUUGUAAGAAACAGAGGUGAUGCCACGCUUUGCUGCUACUGUCCUGGGCUGACUGGAGGUGGACACACAUCACCCACUACACACACACCCAGGCAAGGCCACAGGCUACUGGGCAGGACAGCUGGAUGGAUGUAGUGCCUCAGAGGGCUGCUAGAACCUGGGCUCAGGCAUGGUAUCUGCUUGGAACUGCUCCCACCCACCCAUACACACAUGGAAUCCCCCAAGAUAGAGAUGGGCUGCUCAUUCUUGCAGCCUUUGUUUUUCCAAGAGACCCCUCUGCUUACAACCUGGUGCAUCACUAGCUUCCUGGAGCUGGGACCUGUCCAUGGCCUUGGCUACCCUCCUCUGGGUUUAUUGGAAAAGCUCUUUGGUGCCAAAUCUGGAGCAGAAAGCAGUUCAUCCCAGGACAGGCAGCCCCCACCCCACCAGCCCAUGUCUUUCCCCUCACCCCCAUCUGUCUAGCCAGCCAGGUCACUUUCAACCCUGGAAGUCUCAACUCCCUACCACCACCAACAAAUCCUCCUGGUCUGCAACUCCUACCCAUCCCCAUGCUCUUCUAGAGCUCCUGCCUUGGGAGCUGCAAGGAAAGCCCCUUGACUCUUGCUAGGAGCUGCUACAGGCAGAGCCCACCACAGAGAGGUCCUCAUGCCCACAUCAGGCCACACCCCACCCUCACUGAUCUGGAAGUGAAGGCCCAGGAGACAUAAGGGGAGGGGGCCAUUGAUGGUCAGAUUCUGUGCCUUGGGUUGAGGAGGAACCAGGACUUAACCACUGGGAGGGACAGGAAGUAAACAUGACAGCCCUGCCUCAUCUGUGGGAACCUGAGGGUCCAACUGGAAGAUAAGUCUCCUCUGCUUCCUAGCAGCCCCUAAAUGGUGGGGUCAGGACACCUGACCUCUGUGUGCUAGAAGGGACCCUCCUGUGGUCUUGGUUUUGGUCUUUCUUAAUAAAUGGUGCUAUCCCCACCAGG
Molecule: messenger RNA, 14793 nt
Organism: Erinaceus europaeus (western European hedgehog)
Lineage: Eukaryota; Metazoa; Chordata; Mammalia; Eulipotyphla; Erinaceidae
Gene: HSPG2
Product: heparan sulfate proteoglycan 2
Exons: 98
Coding region: 119-13738 (4539 amino acids)
Biological process (GO): cell-cell adhesion
Cellular component (GO): cell-cell junction
Molecular function (GO): cell adhesion molecule binding; calcium ion binding
Source: RefSeq, a predicted model, not a curated record